Messenger RNA from Asparagus officinalis (garden asparagus), 1502 nucleotides. Its product is annotated as transcription factor TCP4-like. Gene Ontology annotation, molecular function: sequence-specific DNA binding; DNA-binding transcription factor activity. NCBI's taxonomy places the organism in Eukaryota, Viridiplantae, Streptophyta, Magnoliopsida, Asparagales, Asparagaceae. Gene Ontology annotation, cellular component: nucleus. Gene Ontology annotation, biological process: regulation of secondary shoot formation. The coding region runs from base 294 to 1328 and encodes 344 amino acids. The record is from RefSeq and is a predicted model, not a curated record. The transcript has a single exon.
GAGUGAGGGGUACCAGGAUCAAGAAAGGAGAGAGAGUCGUUUUUUUCUUUUUCCUCUUUUCCUUUUCCUAUUUCAUCUCCAGUACAAGGGAUUCCUUUGAUAGUGCUUAGAUGAGUCUUUAGUUUCUCUUUUAAAUAGAAGGAGAAACUCAUUGCUUGCAAGAAAUUAAUUAUAGUUCUUGUGUGGCAGCCAGGCUUCACUUCCCUCACGUGGUGUUGGUCAUGAGAUCGUGGGACUUAGAAGGUCAAGCUUUUGAGGAAGCAAUAGCUAGCUAGAGGAAAGAAAACCCAUCAAUGCUCGCUCCGCUAAAUCUUAUGCUGGAAGAGGAGAGCGAGAAGAAGAGAUUGAGAAGUCAGCUGGAUCCCUGGAAGACUCAUUUUCAUCCUGUAACAACAGAUAUCGGAGAAAUAGGAGGAAAGCAAGAAGGAGAUGAAGGGUGUCAUCAGCAUGAAAACCAAAUUCGGGGCUCCAUCUUACAGCAGGCACCGCUACCAAAGAAGCCAUCAAGCAUCUCCGGAAAGAUCAUCCCAGCCAACGGCGGGCACAUUGUGCGGGCAACUGGCCGAAAAGACCGACACAGCAAGGUCUACACUGCCAAAGGUGUGAGAGAUCGCAGAGUACGCUUAUCCGCACACACCGCCAUCCAGUUCUAUGACGUGCAGGACCGUCUUGGCUAUGACCGGCCUAGCAAGGCUGUUGACUGGCUCAUCAAGAAUGCCAAGGCUGCAAUCGAUCAGCUUGACGAACUUCCCCCUUGGCAUCCAAACGCUACAACGUAUUUCGAAGAACAACCUAAUGCUGCUACUGCCCCUUUCCUUUCACCUUCACUUGACUCUGAUGCCAUCACCCAAUUUAACCCUCAGAACCUCUUGUCUCGAGCUAGCAGCCAAGAUCAAGAUCUCCGUCUCUCGCUUCAGUCUUCACAGGGACAGACUCCUAAUAUCUUAUCUGCUUCCGAGCACAUGGGCUUUGAUGUUAGCUCAGGGAUACCGUGGAGUAUGGGUGAUAACAGUGAUCGCAGUGGAGGUUUUGUGUUCAGUCCGCAAGAAGUGCUCGGCGAUAGCCAACUCUAUACUCACAGGGAACCCCUUCAGUCCAGUAAUUCUCCUUCAAUGUGCGCCUGGAAUGCUCCAGUUGCUGCUGCAACCGGUCACCAGAUGCAUCACUCACUGUUUCGUCCUCUUUCGCCAUCAGUUCAGGACAUGGGUUUCGCAUCUAGCAGCCGAGAUUUCUCGGGGUUUCGCAUCCCGCAGAGGAUUGAGGGCAAAGAGGAGCAUGACGCUAGGGCUGAAGACAAGCCAGAAUCUGCGUCUGAUUGUCACUACUGAUGAGAAGAGGGACUGACAAACCCCAAAUUAAUCUUGUCAAUGUUACCAUCCUAAUUGUGUUUGAUGUUGUUUGGCUACUGUUACUGUUCUUGUGCUAGUAGAAACUGUCGCUUUUAGCUGUUAUUUUUGUUGCCAUGCAUUUUAGCUAUUUGUCAAAAGGAAAGGUAGUUACUA